Molecule: messenger RNA, 1620 nt
Organism: Exophiala bonariae
Lineage: Eukaryota; Fungi; Ascomycota; Eurotiomycetes; Chaetothyriales; Herpotrichiellaceae
Exons: 1
Coding region: 1-1620 (539 amino acids)
Biological process (GO): transmembrane transport
Cellular component (GO): membrane
Molecular function (GO): transmembrane transporter activity
Source: RefSeq, a predicted model, not a curated record
AUGGGCUCUCACGUGGAUCAACAGACUACUCUGAAAUCACUUUCUGAGAUUGGGGCUACAGCAAUACCAGAAAAGGCCACGCAUGAUGUGACUCCUCCAGUCGAGUCAGACAUAAACACUCCACGCGAACUUCAACCUUGGGAAAAACCUGGCUUUGCGGGCACUUCACGUCGAUACCUCCGAACAUUGCAACGAUACCUCUGGGAUGAUCCCGAUAAACCCAAGGAAGAAAAAUGGUUUCUAUUCAAGCUUGACGUGUGCCUCCUCACUUCCGCUUGCCUCGGCUACUUCAGCAAGAAUCUCGAUCAGGCAAACAUCAACAAUGCUUAUGUAUCCGGAAUGAAAGAGGCUCUUCACAUGUACGGAAGUGAGCUGACAUAUGCUGGCAAUGUAUACACCGCUGGUUAUGUCAUCGGCCAACUGCCCGCAGUCAUCUUGGUUACCCGUGUCCGACCAUCGAUACUGAUUCCUACAGUUGAGGUUGCCUGGUCAAUUCUGACUUUCUGUUCUUCCGCUGUCAAGAAUGUCUCACACUUGUAUGCUAUCAGGUUUUUGGUUGGUUUAUUUGAGUCUGCCUUCUUUCCUACGAUGAUUUACCUCGUUGGCUCGUGGUAUACCAAGGAGGAGCGCGGAAAGCGGCUUGUCAUAUUCUACUCUACCGCUGCCCUGGCCACUAUGUUCAGUGGAUACCUGCAAGCAGGAGCCUAUAAAGGACUUGGCGGACGCUAUGGGCUUGAGGGCUGGCAAUGGCUUUUCAUCAUUUGUGGCAUUAUCAGCCUUCCCAUUGCGUUUAUCGGGUACUUUCUAUAUCCCGACUUUCCUGAAACAACAAGAGCUUUCUAUAUCACGGAGAAAGAAAGACAGUUUGCACGAGAACGCUUAGUGAAGGAAGGUCUGACACCCUUGGGAGCAUCAAAGUGGGACAGAACCAAGAUCCUUCGUAUCGCUCGACAAUGGCAAUUCUGGCUUCUUCCAGUCGGAUAUUUCCUGGUCCAAGCAAGCUUCCCAAUCUACCAGCCCGUCUUCGCUAUUUGGUUGAAGUCCACCCAUCACACUGUCUACCAAGCGAACGUCUGGCCAACAGGACAAGUUGCUAUUGGAGUUGUGGUACAAUGGCUGGCGGGAAUGCUUUCCGAUUCUCCACUGCUACGGGGUAAACGUUGGCAAAUGCUCGUUAUUAUGCAGAGCGGUACGAUUCUCGGCUGCAUCAUACUUUCAAUCUGGAAUGUCCCCAUUGGCUUGAAGUAUUUUGCGUACUACAUAUCUUUUGCCGCUGCUGGUGUCCCAGGUAUCUACUAUGCCUGGUAUGUCGAUUUGAUACCACAUGAUCACGAAAUGCGUGGCUUCGUGAUCGCGACAUCAAACACGUUCAGCUUCAUACAGUCUAUCUGGUACACAAAUGCGGUUUGGAGGACCAUUCAUGCACCACGAUUCCACGCUGCUUUCACUGCUUGUGCGUCGAUUGGAAGUGCGCUCAUUGUGUUCGCACUUCUCGUUCGUUGGCUACAACACCGAGAUGAGAAGAUAAGGGAGAUCGAGCGACAAGGACUGACAGAUGUUGAAACUCCAGUGAGAUCAGUCACGCCUUCCGAAACAGCAGAGACCCAGAAUAAGUUCUAG